Humulus lupulus (European hop) is the source of this 894-nucleotide messenger RNA. RefSeq lists its product as uncharacterized. The transcript is spliced from 3 exons. Lineage: Eukaryota; Viridiplantae; Streptophyta; Magnoliopsida; Rosales; Cannabaceae. The record is from RefSeq and is a predicted model, not a curated record. Bases 1 to 894 code for a protein of 297 amino acids.
AUGCCGACUUGGAAGAUGUAUGUAGGAAAAGAAGAUCCAGUAUCUUGUAUGAACAACUUUGAGGUACAAACAUGUCUACAAGGAAUUCGUUAUGAUGUCCAAUGCAGGAUUUUUCCUACUACCUUAGUUGAUGCUGCUCAGCAAUGGUUCUUUAAGCUAGAGCAUGCAACCAUUAAUUCUUGGGAUCCAUUUGUGAGAUUUUUCUACUCACAAUUCUUUGUUGCUAGGACUUUUCCUGCUGAGCUUAAUGUCCUUGUUGAUAUCAAACAAAGACCCAAUGAGCCACUCAAAGAUUACGUGCAACAGUUCAUGCAAGAGGCUGCUCAUUCCAAAAUAGUUAGUGAUGAUGACGAGUUUAUUAAAUUAGAAGAAGCUAUUCGGAAAGCCAACCGGGCUAACCAAGCAAGAACUAGUACUGCACCAGUUAAAAACACAGUAAGAAGCGAAACAAAAAUUCCAAAAGUGGCAAUUAACCAGAAUAGUGGGAAGCAGAACAAAAAUUCCAAUAGUGGCAACAAUAAUGACAACAAACAAGAAAAAGCUAACGAUAAGCCUCGAGAAUACGUGCCCCGUUUCACCACCUACUCUACAUUAUUAGAGUCACAAGCAUAUAUUUUUCAAGCCAUGCAGGCUGAGGUUCCUUAUAGGAAACCAACUCCUAUUAAAAAAGAUAUAAGUAAAAGAGACACCAAUAAAUUAUGCAAAUUCCAUAACAAUUAUAGACAUGACACUAAUGAGUGUAAUCAACUCAAGGACGAAAUUGAGUUUCUGAUUCAUUCAAAUCACCAAGCAAUGAGAAGAUAUGUUCGUCAAUCACUCGAUCAACAGCCAGCUACUGCAGUAUCUAAUGAUGCACUAACCCAACAAUUAUUACAUGCCCUGGUAGCAGGAUGA